Molecule: messenger RNA, 753 nt
Organism: Seminavis robusta
Lineage: Eukaryota; Bacillariophyta; Bacillariophyceae; Naviculales; Naviculaceae
Source: the annotation of a GenBank genome assembly
GUGGAUUUCGCAUUCAAAGGAUUCCUUCUCUGUCUCAUGGCAUCCGUUCUGAGUGGGGCCAGAUGGACCUUGGUACAACUCAAAAUCCAAAAGAUGGACCCGCCGUUAAAGACGUCGGUUGCCACCAUGAGAGUAUUGGCUCCCUUUAUGUGUGUUACCAUGGUCGUGGUUUCCAUUUUGCUGGAAAACCCACGGGAGAAACUAAAAGAUUACAUGGAUUCCUGGAAAACAAUUUCCUUUGUUCUCGGACUGGGAAUGGGAGGAGCCUGUUUGGCCGUCUUGAUGAUCCUUUGCGAAUUCUAUUUGAUCAUGCACAGCAAUGCCGUGGUGUUGAUGAUUGGAGGUGUCAUUAAAGAAAUUCUCACCAUCUUUAUUGGUGUCGGAUUCUUUGGAGACACAAUCAAUUUCGUCAACUUUUUGGGCUGUUGUGUCGUCUUUGCAGGAGUCAUUCUGUACAAGGUGACUCAUCAUAUGGAGAAACCAGCGGACGGCGAACACAUCCCCAUACCGACAAUGGACAAGGAUUUCAGCGAAAAUGACAAUAAUGCACUGAACGGUAAGGAACGGCUACAGCCUGACUCUGGUGGACUGGAUAGUAGCGAUCGAUUCCUGGACGAGGAUUCCGAAAGAUGGAGGGAACGCGAAAAGGAUGGCAUAGAACUGCCUGCCUCCAAUUCACUUCGAAGUCGUAACAGCAGCGAUGGUACCAAUGCCAAUGCCAGUCCCAAGACCACCAAGAUGAUGAUCGUCUAG